AUGGCCGCCGCCGACGCCGACGCCGCGAAGCUCUCCGUCUCCAUUCAGGCCUUCGCGGCGCUCCUCGACUGCUGUGCAGCCGCCGGCGUGGACUGCGACGGGAUACUCCUCAGCCGUGCCACCCUCCCCCCUUCCUUCUCCGACGACGAUCCGGCCCCAACCCUACCCAUCUACGUCACCGGCCACUCCUCGCUCGCUCGACCCUCCGCCCUCUCCAACGCACUUAGCUGCUUCAAGCCCUGCUUCCCCGCACGCACGGGCACGGCCACCGUCGGCUUCUUCUCCUCCCGCCACAGCGCGUGCACGAUGCGCCGCCCCUCCAUGCGCGAGGCCGCCGUCGCCCGCUCCCUAUCCAAAUCUCUGGCCCUCGCCCACCCCGUCGUGUUUCUCCUCUUAGCCCCCUAUGUCGCCACCGACCUCUCCAUCUACUCGUUCGCCCACCGCGCCUUCCUCCUUGUUGAUUCCCGCCUCGUCCCCACCUCCCUCACGAUCGUCAACGUGGGUCCUCGUUACCGGGGCCAGUACCAGUGCCACACCUUCGCCCCGGAGUCGCCAAUGCCGCGGCUGCCGCCUCAGCCGGCAAACAUCGGAGAGCAAGCAACCGAGGAGGAGGAGAUGUAUUCCGGGAUGCUAAGGAGGUUGGAUAGGCUUGCUCAGGAGGCGGAGGAGGGCAAUAAGCUUCUGUUCCGUCAGAAAAACAAGAACUUAUUGGCAUGGAGAAAAAUUGCUGGGCUGAAGACUCGAAGUAAGGGCAGAGAUCUUGUUCUCAGUAAGGGUGUAGAGUAUCUGUAA
Triticum turgidum subsp. durum (durum wheat) is the source of this 792-nucleotide messenger RNA. Lineage: Eukaryota; Viridiplantae; Streptophyta; Magnoliopsida; Poales; Poaceae. The record is from the annotation of a GenBank genome assembly.